GUUGUGCUAAGAAACAUGUCCGCCGAGAGACAUGGACAGGUGAUCCCUUUGGCUGCAGCGGACGAUGCAAGUCUUCAGUCCAUCUUCGACUCCUUCUCUGCAGAUACCCUCACUGACGCGUCGAGCCAUCUGCACCGCGCGGCUGGCAAGGGGCGCCGGCAAGUCGUGGAGAUGCUCCUGGAGGAGGGCGGGGAGGUCAACGCCAAGGAUGGGUCGGACUCAAGCCCCUUGCACUGGGCUGCUGGAGGAGGCCACGACGCGGUUGUGGAGCUGCUCCUCUCGAAGGGCGCGCGCGUGAACGCCAGAAAUCGCUUUGGACAGAGGGCCAUACACUACGCAGCCUACUUCGGGCACCUGACGACGCUGGAAGUCCUUCAGGAUGGAGGAGCUGAUGUGGAUGUCAAGGAUGAUAACGGGGACACGCCUCUCCACCUCGCAGCCUCCCAAGGGCGUCUUCUCGCUUUGUUCACGCUGGUGAAACGCGGGGCUUCCACAAGCAAGAGUAACAAGAGAGGAAAGACUCCGAAGGACAUGAUGAAGAGACCCUCCGGUAGAGACGACCGUAGCAUGCAACUUUUCCGAAGAGUCUCAAUGAGUGGUGUAAUGGAGAAGUGGACUGAAGUCGAGAAGGAACUGAUUAAGCUGCAAAGAGAAAAUAAGAAGUUGCAGGAUCGUCUGGAGAAUAAAACGAGAUAUAUUCGAGAACUGAACACAAGGUUAAGACAGAUGGAAGAUCAGAUUGCUCGGGCUGAUCCAUCUUUUUCUUUCCGAAAUAAGAAAAAUGCAAAAGAGGGGCGAGCCUCUGCAAGCAGCUGGUAGGGACAGGCCUCGGGGAGAAGCAACAAGCAGUGACGAGUCUCUGCAAGCAUCAGGGUGGAAUGAGGCCGUGCGAUCAGCAGGCAGGAGGGGCGAAUCUCUGCAAGGAGCUGGAGAAGCAACAAACAGUGACGAGUCUCUGCAAGCUACAGGGUGGAAUGAGUCUCUGCGAGCAACAGGCAGGAAGGGUGAUCCUCUACAAAGCAGUGACGAGUCUCUACAAGCAGCAGGCAGGUGGUACAAGUCUCCACUGGCACCUAGCAGAGACAGGAUUCGGGGAGAAGCAACAGGUCGUAAUGAGUCUGUGCGAGCAACAGGCAGGAGGGAUGAGUCUGUGCAAGCAACAGGCAAGAGGGGCGAGUAUGUGCAAGCAGCAGACAGGAGGGAUGAGUCUGUGCAAGCAACAGGCAAGAGGGGGGAGUUCGUGCAAGCAGCAGGCAUGAGGGAUGAGUCUGUGCAAGCAGUAGGCAGGAGGAAUGAGUCUGUGCAAGGAGAAGGCAGGAGGAAUGAGUCUAUGCGAGCAACAGGCAGGAGGAAUGAGUCUGUGCAAGCAGCAGGCAGGAGGGAUGAGUCUGUGCAAGCAGCAGGCAGGAGGGAAGAGUCUGUACAAGCAGCAGGCAGGAGGGACGAGUCAAGAAAAAAGGGUUUCUUUGAGCGAAAUAGCACAGACUGUACAAUUUCAGUAUGCACAGAUUUUUAGUUACAUUUUGAGACAACUGAGGUUGAAGUCUACGCGAGGUUACCCUGUCAAGCAGACGUAAUUCCAACCACCUGUUUCAGUUGGCUUUACUUAGUGAAGAGGAUCAUUCAUUCUCUCUCUCUCGCUCUCCCUCUCUCUCUCUCUAAUUAUCUAUCUAUCUAUGUCUAUCUAUAUCUCUAUCUCACUCACUUACUCACUCACUCAUUCACUC
This is a messenger RNA of Penaeus monodon (black tiger shrimp), 1727 nucleotides long. RefSeq names its product ribosome-binding protein 1-like. The record is from RefSeq and is a predicted model, not a curated record. Lineage: Eukaryota; Metazoa; Arthropoda; Malacostraca; Decapoda; Penaeidae. Gene Ontology annotation, cellular component: nucleus; cytoplasm. Gene Ontology annotation, molecular function: protein binding.